Acomys russatus (golden spiny mouse) is the source of this 4424-nucleotide messenger RNA. It is a transcript of the gene Chl1, whose product is annotated as cell adhesion molecule L1 like. The record is from RefSeq and is a predicted model, not a curated record. Bases 84 to 3758 code for a protein of 1224 amino acids. Gene Ontology annotation, molecular function: cell-cell adhesion mediator activity. NCBI's taxonomy places the organism in Eukaryota, Metazoa, Chordata, Mammalia, Rodentia, Muridae. Gene Ontology annotation, biological process: cell-cell adhesion; brain development. The transcript has 26 exons.
CCACACAUUUUCCUCAGUCGUUAACAGAAAGAACAAGAAACAUUUUUUUCAGUCUUUGUGUGUUGCCUCCUUUCCGAAGAGCGAUGGGGUUGCCAUUGUCUGGGAGAGGACUGUCCCUAAGUCUGAUUCUCCUCCUGUUAAAACUGUCAACAGCUGAGAUACCACUCUCAGUUCAACAGGUUCCAACAAUAAUAAAGCAGUCAUAUAUGCAAGUGGCCUUUCCCUUUGAUGAGUAUUUUCAAAUUGAAUGUGAAGCUAAAGGAAACCCAGAACCAAAAUUUUCGUGGACUAAAGAUGACAAGCCUUUUGAUCUUUCUGACCCUCGGAUAAUUGUGUCGAACAAUUCAGGCACAUUCAAGAUCCCAAAUGAGGGACACAUCUCUCAUUUUCAAGGAAAAUACCGCUGCUUUGCAUCUAAUAGACUCGGAACUGCCGUAUCAGAAGAAAUAGAGUUCAUAGUACCAGGUGUUCCAAAAUUCCCAAAAGAAAAAAUUGAACCCAUGGAUGUAGAAGAAGGGGAUUCCAUUGUCCUACCUUGCAACCCACCCAAAGGCCUCCCACCUUUGCACAUCUAUUGGAUGAAUAUUGAAUUAGAACACAUUACUCAAAAUGAACGAAUGUAUAUGAGCCAAAAGGGAGAUCUGUACUUUGCAAAUGUGGAGGAAAAAGACAGUCGGAAUGAUUACUGUUGCUUCGCCGCAUUUCCAAAAUUAAGGACAAUUGUACAAAAAAUGCCAAUGAAACUAACUGUGAACAGUUUAAAGCAUGCUAAUGGUUCAAGUUCAUCCACAGAAAAUAGUACCCAUGCAAAUUCCAUCAAGCAAAGGAAACCCAAACUUCUGUUGCCUCCUGCACAAAGUGGCAGCUCAUCCUCAAUGACUUUCCUCAAAGGGGAUACCCUGUUGCUGGAGUGUUUUGCAGAGGGCCUACCAACCCCAAAGGUCAAAUGGGCCAAACUUGGUAGUGAACUACCAGCAGGAAAUGAAACAGAAGUAACAGAAAAAAACAUGAUGAAGAUAGAAAACAUCUCCUACCAGGACGAAGGACAUUAUCGCUGUACAGCCAACAAUUUGUUGGGAAAAGCCAGUCAUGAUUUCCAUGUCAUAGUAGAAGAGCCUCCGAGCUGGAAAAAGAAACCUCAGAGUGCUGUGUACAGCACGGGGAGCAAUGGCAUCUUAUUGUGUGAAGCAGAAGGGUCACCUCAACCCACGAUCAAAUGGAGAGUCAAUGGCUUGCCAAUUGAAAACCAUCCAUUUCCUGGUGACGUUCUGUUCCCCAGGGAAAUCAGUUUUACAAACCUACAACCAAAUCAUACUGCUGUAUAUCAGUGCGAAGCCUCAAAUAUUCAUGGAACCAUACUUGCCAAUGCCAAUAUUGAUGUCAUAGAUGUUGUCCCACUGAUAAAAACUAAGAAUGAAGAAAAUUAUGCAACAGUGGUUGGAUACAGUGCUUUCUUACAUUGUGAAUACUUUGCUUCACCCAAGGCCACAGUGAUCUGGGAGGUGGCUGAUGAAGCACAUCCCCUAGAAGGGACCCGGUACCACACACAUGAAAAUGGCACACUGGAGAUCCACAGGACUACUGAGGAAGAUGCAGGGUCGUACUCUUGUUGGGUGGACAACGCGAUGGGAAAAGCCGUCAUCACAGCCAACUUGGAUAUUAGAAAUGCUACAAAGCUCAGAAUUUCUCCUAAGAACCCUCGCAUCCAUAAAUCACAUGUUCUUGAGCUACACUGUGAAAGCCAAUGUGACUCACAUUUGCAGCCCAGUUUAAAACUGUCCUGGAGUAAAGAUGGAGAGGUUUUUGAAAUUAAUGGCACAGAAGAUAGCAGAAUAGUGAUUGAUGGAGCGAAUCUGACCAUAUAUAACAUCUCAGCGGAGGAUCAGGGCAUUUACUCCUGUUCUGCCCAAACCACACUUGAUAGCACUUCUGAGGAAACUCAAGUCACAGUCCUGGGUGUUCCAGAUCCUCCAGGAAACCUUCUCUUGUCAGAAAGACAAAAUAGGAGUGUCCGGCUGUCCUGGGAAGCUGGAAAUGACCACAACAGCAAUAUCAGGGAGUACAUUGUAGAAUUUGAAGGGAACAGAGAGGAACCUGGAAAGUGGGAGGAGCUAACUAGAGUCCAAGGAGACGAGACAGAGGUUGUGUUACCUUUGGCUCCAUAUGUGAACUAUCAGUUCCGGGUCAUAGCUGUGAAUGAAGUCGGGCGGAGUCACGCAAGCCAGCCAUCUGACCAUCAUGAAACCCCACCAGCAGCUCCAGACAAAAAUCCACAGAACAUCAGGGUUCAAGCCUCUCAGCCCAAGGAGAUGAUUAUAAAAUGGGAGCCUUUGAAAUCCAUGGAGCAGAAUGGGCCAGGACUGGAGUACAGAGUGAGCUGGAAGCCCCAGGGAGCCCCUGAAGAAUGGGAAGAAGAAACAGUUACAAACCACACACUGCGCGUGAUGACACCUUCUGUCUAUGCUCCUUAUGAUGUUCAAGUCCAAGCCAUCAAUCAGCUUGGCUCUGGGCCUGAGCCUCAGUCAGUGACGCUCUAUUCAGGGGAAGACUAUCCUAGUACAGCUCCUGUGAUCCAUCGUGUGGAUAUUAUGAACAGUACAUUAGUCAAAGUUACCUGGUCAUCAAUUCCAAAGGAAACAGUACACGGACUCCUGAGAGGGUACCAGAUAAAUUGGUGGAAAACAAAAAGUCUGUUGGAUGGAAGGACACAUCCCAAAGAAGUGAACAUUCUUAGAUUUUCAGGACAGCGCAAUUCUGGAAUGGUUCCUUCCCUAGAUGCCUUUAGUGAAUUUCACUUAACAGUCUUAGCCUAUAAUUCCAAAGGAGCUGGUCCAGAGAGUGAGCCUUAUAUAUUUCAGACACCAGAAGGAGUGCCUGAACAGCCAAGUUUUCUCAAGGUCAUCAAAAUUGAUAAAGACACAGCCACUUUAUCCUGGGGCCUUCCUAAGAAACUAAAUGGAAAUUUAACUGGUUAUCUCUUACAGUACCAGAUAAUAAAUGACACCUACGAGAUUGGAGAAUUAAAUGAAGUCAAUGUUACUACUCCAUCUAAAUCCAGCUGGCAUCUCUCGAACCUCAAUGCAACAACCAAAUACAAAUUCUACUUGAGGGCGUGCACCUCAAAAGGCUGCGGAAAGCCAAUAAGUGAGGAAAGCGCCACACUGGGAGAAGGGAGUAAAGGUAUAAGGAAGAUAACAGAAGGAGUAAAUCUUACCCAAAAGAUUCACCCUGUAGAGGUACUUGUGCCGGGAGCGGAACACAUUGUUCACCUCAUGACUAAGAAUUGGGGUGAUAACGAUAGCAUUUUCCAAGAUGUAAUAGAGACAAGAGGGAGAGAGUAUGCUGGCUUGUAUGAUGACAUCUCCACCCAAGGCUGGUUUAUUGGACUGAUGUGUGCAAUCGCUCUUCUCACACUGGUAUUGUUAACUGUUUGCUUUGUGAAGAGGAACAGAGGUGGAAAGUAUUCAGUAAAAGAAAAGGAAGACUUACACCCAGAUCCAGAAGUUCAGUCAGCAAAAGAUGAAACAUUUGGUGAAUAUAGUGACAGUGAUGAAAAGCCUCUUAAGGGAAGCCUUCGGUCCCUGAAUAGGAACAUGCAGCCCACAGAGAGUGCUGACAGUUUAGUGGCAUACGGAGAGGGAGACCACUCAAUAUUCAAUGAAGAUGGAUCAUUUAUUGGGGCCUACACUGGAGCUAAGGAGAAAGGAUCUGUUGAAAGCAAUGGAAGUUCAACUGCCACAUUCCCACUCCGGGCAUAAGCCCAGCACAUUCAUGCACCAAGGCUGGCUAGCCCAGACCUCCCUAGUCUCUUCAGGGGAGCAAAGCCUUUUACACAGGAGUGGCAACACAUGUCUAGAGGUUGAUAUUCUGCAAAUUUGCUGAGAAAAAUAGCACUGCCUCCAAAAAGAAAAAAAAAAUCAGAUGCCAAGCACUUCAGGUCUGUGUUUCAUUUUUGGUUUUGUUUUCAGGUGCUCGAAAUGAGGAACACAAAACGAAUUCUGUACUUAGAUUCACUUUGACUUAAUCCAAAGUUCCUGUUUCACAUAGUUCACAUCUGCCCUGGUUCUCCUGUUCAGUGUGUGCACAUUGAUGUUGCUAGCUGUGUGGGUUUCUCUCUGGAUGCACAAUUGUACUCAGUUUUUAAAAAGUGUUUUAGUGACUUCAAUUCACUACAGGUUAAAAGAUUGUAAGCAAGCAAGCUGGUUAUUUAAAAUGUAAAAAGGAAAUAGAAUGUCUUAUUAUUAAACAAUCCAUGGAAUCUAUACAGUCUGAAGUUUUUAUUUAAAUUUUUAGUAGUAGAAGUCUUAGCUGACCAUACAACUCGUAUUUAUUGAGCUCCUGUUUGCACAGAGACUGCCAUCUCCACACAGGUUUAAUGCUUUCAAUUUCUAGAUGAUUGUUUUUAAUUUCUGUGAAUCAACUUU